AUGGCGGCGGCGCUAGCUCCGGGGGUGUCCCGGAAGUUGAAGAAGGUGCUGGAGACGCGGACGGAUAACCCGGAUCUGCUGGCCUCGCUGGGCGCGCUCUCCACCUUCUACGUCCAUAACACCCCGCAGGCGCGCCGCAACCUCAAGUCCUCCAUCGAGCAGCGCGCACUCGCCAUCAACCGCCACUUCCUCGACGCCUCGCUCCCCGCCCACAAGGCGCUGGAUCGCGUCGAGGGGGAGGUGCACGCGCUGAACGACUCCUGGAAGAAGAUCGAGGAAGCAUUGAGCAGUUGCAGUGCAAGUACUGGGGACAUCAUUAGUACAACAGAGAGGUUGCAACAGGAACUAGAAGUUAUCACUCAGCGGCAAGAAAUUGUGUCAUGCUUCCUGCGGGAUUACCAACUUUCAAAUGAAGAGAUAAAUGCACUUCGGGAAGAAGAGAUAGAUGAUAAAUUCUUCAAAGCAUUGCUGCAUGUUCAAGAAAUACACUCAAACUGCAAGGUCCUGCUGCGAACACACCACCAGCGUGCUGGUUUGGAGCUUAUGGAUAUGAUGUCUGUAUACCAAGAAGGGGCUUAUGAAAGAUUAUGCAGGUGGGUUCAAGCUGAAUGUAAAAAAUUAGGUGAUACUGACAAUCCUGAAGUAAGUGAGCUUUUGAAAAUGGCUGUUCGCUGCCUGAAGGAAAGACCUGUACUGUUCAAGUAUUGUGCAGAGGAGGUUGCCAACAUGAGGCACCAUGCCUUAUUCAGGCGGUUUAUAAGUGCUCUUACUAGAGGUGGACCUGGAGGGCUCCCAAGACCAAUAGAAGUGCAUGCUCAUGAUCCUCUUCGCUAUGCAGGCGAAAUGCUCGGUUGGCUGCAUCAGGCCCUGGCAUCAGAAAGAGAGCUUAUAGUUGUCUUGCUUGAUCCUGAUGCAAUGACUGACAGCGGUCCAACUUCUCGACGUCAGUCUGGUAGAGAUGGUGAUUCCUCCAGAGGAGAACCUGAUGUAACUUUUGUGCUUGAUAGAAUAUUUGAAGGAGCAUGUCGGCCAUUUAAAGUUCGAGUUGAGCAAGUUUUGCAGUCACAGCCAAGCCUGAUAGUUUCUUUCAAACUUAGCAAUACCUUGGAAUUCUAUGGUUACACGAUAUCAGAACUGCUGGGUGAAGACACUGCACUGUGCAAUACAAUAUGGUCACUUAGAGAUGCAGCUCAGCAAACAUUCUUCAAUAUCCUGAAGAGUCGGGGAGAGAAGUUAUUGCGAUAUCCUCCACUAGUUGCAGUUGAUCUCUCUCCCCCACCAGCUGUUAGAGAAGGAAUUUCUUUGCUGCUUGAGCUCAUAGAUACCUACAAUAGCAUGAUGGUUCCUGCCUCUGGAAAAAGACCAAACUUUGACCCUGUUAUUUCUGCAUUACUGGAUCCUAUAAUUCAGAUGUGUGAGCAAGCUGCAGAGGCACAGAAGUCAAAAGGUUCACUUGGGCGGCGUGGUAGAACAAGCUCUGAUCCUAGUGGGAAUAGCAGGGAUUCUAUAUCAGUUGAUGCUAUUCUGUCUAAGAAUUUAUCUACCUCGGUUCUGAGUGCUGAAUCUUCAUCCAAAGUCUACCUCAUCAACUGCUUAUCAGCUAUUCAGGAGCCAUUGAUGGGCCAGGAGGUUGCUACAAGCUAUGUAAACAACCUGCGCUCUAUGAUUGAAACACAUAUUCGUGCCCUUGUCGAUAAAGAAGUUGACAGCAUUCUUAGGAAAUGUGGACUGUCAAAUAAGAUGCCAUACAUAAAGGAGUAUGGUAGCAAGGCUGAUGCAAAGCCUCUGGCAGAUAUUAUUGAGACGUCGCCACAAAUGCUUCUGGAAUGCUUGAAGGCAUUCUAUGGCAUUGUGACUGGAACAGAAGGUUCCUUGCCUGAAUUUGAGCAACUGCAGGUUCCAAGGUUACGUUCAGAUGCUUGCUAUGGUUUGGCAAGAGCUCUAGCAGAAUCUUAUGAGCUCAUUUACAGCGCAGUGAUGGAUCCAAAUAACAGUUAUCCUGACCCAAGGUCGUUGGUUAAGCACUCUCCUGAACAGAUAAGAACUAUACUGGAAAUCUGA
Miscanthus lutarioriparius is the source of this 2061-nucleotide messenger RNA. The record is from the annotation of a GenBank genome assembly. Lineage: Eukaryota; Viridiplantae; Streptophyta; Magnoliopsida; Poales; Poaceae.